This is a messenger RNA of Sarcophilus harrisii (Tasmanian devil), 5206 nucleotides long. It is a transcript of the gene KIF6, whose product is annotated as kinesin family member 6. The record is from RefSeq and is a predicted model, not a curated record. Gene Ontology annotation, biological process: microtubule-based movement. The transcript is spliced from 23 exons. The coding region runs from base 135 to 2627 and encodes 830 amino acids. Gene Ontology annotation, molecular function: ATP binding; microtubule binding; microtubule motor activity. NCBI's taxonomy places the organism in Eukaryota, Metazoa, Chordata, Mammalia, Dasyuromorphia, Dasyuridae.
UGGGGGUAGGUGGGUUGGCUGGCAGCCGCAGGGCAUGCUGGGUAGUGUCCAUAGUUCCUGUUGCUAAGGCUGCAGGCGUGGAGGAAAGAGGCAACGCGGUGCUGGGAGUGUUGUACCAGGGCGUUAAGGGGAAGAUGGUUAAGCAAACGAUCCAGAUCUUCGCGAGGGUGAAGCCCACCAGCCGGAAACAACCUCAAGGGAUUUAUUCUAUAGAUGAAGAUGAAAAAUCAGUAGCUGCAUUGGAAAUUAUCUUACCACGUGAUUUAGCAGAUGGAUUUGUGAAUAAUAAAAGAGAAAGCUACAAAUUUAAAUUUCAGAGAAUUUUUGAUCAGGAGUCAAAACAAGACACCAUUUUUGAAAUAAUUGCCAAACCUGUUGCUGAAAGUGUUCUGGCUGGCUAUAAUGGCACCAUCUUUGCAUAUGGACAAACCGGUAGUGGCAAGACUUUCACGAUCACUGGGGGAGCUGAGCGUUACAGUGACAGAGGCAUCAUUCCAAGAACCUUAUCAUACAUUUUUGAGCAAUUACAAAAGGACAGCAGAAAAAUGUAUACAACCCACGUUUCCUAUUUGGAAAUCUACAAUGAAUGUGGUUAUGAUCUGUUGGAUCCAAGACAUGAAGCCUCCAGUUUGGAAGAUUUGCCGAAGGUGACAAUAUUGGAGGACCCGGAUCAAAACAUUCACCUGAAAAAUCUAUCUCUUCAGCAGGCAACCACUGAGGAAGAAGCUUUGAAUCUUCUCUUCUUAGGAGAUACCAAUAGAAUGAUUGCAGAGACUCCUAUGAAUCAGGCCUCGACUCGUUCCCAUUGUAUUUUCACGGUUCAUAUCUCAAGCAAGGAACCAGGGUCUGCCACUGUCCGUCGUGCUAAACUCCAUUUGGUUGACCUGGCUGGUUCAGAAAGGGUUGCAAAGACUGGAGUUGGAGGCCAGCUUCUGACAGAAGCCAAAUAUAUCAACCUUUCCCUACACUACUUAGAACAGGUUAUAAUUGCCCUUGCAGAGAAACACCGAUCCCAUAUUCCCUAUAGGAACUCCAUGAUGACCAGCGUACUGAGGGACAGCUUGGGAGGAAACUGCAUGACAACCAUGAUUGCCACACUUUCAUUAGAAAAAAGGAAUAUAGAUGAAUCGAUAUCAACUUGCAGAUUUGCCCAACGAGUGGCCCUCAUAAAGAAUGAAGCUGUUCUCAAUGAAGAGAUUGAUCCUAGACUGGUUAUUAUACGUUUGAAGAAAGAAAUCCAGGAAUUGAAGGAUGAACUGGCCUUUAUCACUGGGGAGCAGAGAACAGACCAGCUCACACAAAUGGAGCUUGAUAAACUAGAAGAACAAAUUACAUCCUUUUUAGAAGAUCAAGAUCCCGAGAGUAGGCUAGAGGUGGGAUCUGACAUGCGUAAAAUCCAUUACUGCUUCUAUCGUUUAAAGAAAUUAUUAAGUGAAAGAAAGAUUCCUGAAAAAAAUGAAUUCUCCCAUGAAAUCAAAGACAAAGACCAAGAAGGUGAUACGCCAUUAAAGGAGGAAGAAUUGAAAAAACUGAGAGAUGUCCUGAAGCAGCGAGACAAUGAAAUUAAUAUUCUGGUAAAUAUGCUUAAAAAGGAAAAGAAGAAAGUCCAGGAUGUAUUCAAUCUACAGAAUACCAACAGAGGAGGAACGAGGCUUUCAUUGAGCUCUUCCCCCUUAUAUGGAGGUCCAGGGGAUGACUCUUCAAAGGCAUCGGUAUCAAGCACCGCAAAACAGACCCAUGAGGGCAGUUCUUUGGACUACAGGUCUGGUUUUCACCGCAGGAAAACAGUAAAGAAAGAAGAGAUGUCAUUGGGACGCCAGGAGGCUUUUGAAAUCUUCAAGCAGGAUCAUGCUGAUAAUGUUACAAUUGAAGACAACAAACAGAUUUUAAGACAGAGAUUUUCUGAAGCAAAGGCCUUAGGAGAAAGUAUAAAUGAAGUAAGAAGUAAAAUUGGUCAUCUAAAAGAAGAAAUUAACCAACGGCAGAUGCAGAGAGUUGCUUUAAGUAUUACAGAUAAUGCAACUGGAGACCAGGAAUUAGACCCAGUGGAAGAGAAGUUACGUUCAAAAAUGGAAGAAGAAAAAAAAAGUUACAAAAAUAUGUUCACUCGCCUGAAAGGCCUAAAGGUUGAAAUCGAGCACCUGCAGCUGUUAAUGGAGAAAGCCAAGGUGAAACUGAAAAAGGAGUUUGAAGUUUGGUGGAUAGAAGAAGCAGCAAAUCUACAGAAAAAAUCCGUGCCAUCAAAUUCUCCCCGGACGCCAGAAUCCCCAAAACAGCAGCAAUCGCAGUCACAUCUCUCCAAUAAAAGUGAACUGAUAUCCAAAAAAAUUAUGCCUUCCCCUCCCCCUCUAUCGAGACUCCAAAGAAACAGAUUUAACAACCCUAAUGUGGAAGAAAGUGGCAGUGAUCUGAUUCCCAAUAUGAAAGUGACUUCUUCUCCCCCUCCAUCAAGAACCGAGCCGAAACAACCAAGCAGCCCACCAAACAGCCCCCGUCUGGAAGGAAGAGUCCUAGGAAACUCUUCAGCCAUCCCUUUCACUGGAGACAGCCAGACAGACACCGAUAUCCUAGCAUUUAUCAAGGCCAGGCAAAACUUACUGCAGAAAAAAGGUUUGGCAAACAACUGAAAUUAUAAUACCAGCCCUGCAGCCCAGCUGAAAAGCAAGGACAGAAUACAGAUAAAACUUCUUCUUUCAUCCUUUCUUUGGAUGUGCUGCCUAAAUGGCUGGAACAACAUGUGACUUGAGCACUAAUGGAAAGCCUUGUGUUUCUGUAAGGAUGGUGUCCCAGAGACAUUCAGGAAUGGUGGGACAUGCUGAGGUGGGGGGGGGGGGCAGGAAGUAGAGAGACAGACCCAAAUGGAAGGUGAAAUCUUUGCACUGUAUGUUAACUUGUGGUUGUAAGUCUAAUGCCCUUUCAUGCUAGGGCUAUUGGCUUUGGUACCAGCAAGGUGGCUGAGUUUGGGAGUGUUUUGUGUUUGUUUUGUAUUUUUAAAAUAAUUUCCCUUAUUUUUAAAAUAAUGUGGGGUCACAAGGGUGGUCUUACUUUGGGGAUAACUUGGAUACUUUCAGAUUACGAAAUAGCAGUUUUCCAAGAUGGAGCUAGGAGAUUUGUGCUCCACUCCCCUCUUUCCCCCAACCCAUUCUCACUAAAUCUAGGCCUAUCAAAUAAUAAAGGGAAGUAAAAAGCUUAUAUCCCAGAAUGAAAGGGCAUUAGCUUAGACUGGAUCCAAGAAGAGGAGGGCCAAAUUGUCUCCUGAACAAGAGAUAUUUUGAUGGUUAAUCCUGAUAACUUAGACCAAAUUGUCUGUCAUUACCUGAGUAAUGCCCAGCUUCAAUGGGGCACAAAGUCACAAAGUCAUUCACUCAGCUGUAAUGCAGACAUUUGGGAGUAGAUGAAAAGGGAAAAAAUCGUGGUAGAGUCCUGGGUAGAUAGUCCAAAAUUCAGGGGAUCUGUGAUUCUGCUUCUUUGUGACUCAGGAAGAACUACUGCCUCUAGUUUCUUUCAUAUCAUUCCUCAUUCAGCAUGAUAGGGGCAACCUAAGAACCUAGAACAUUUUAGUUUUUCAGUACAUAAGGCAUGGAAAUAGUGGUACAAGACCAGUGGUUAGAUGGUCUGUUUAGGUCUUAGCCUGGCUGUAGUCCUUUGAAAACUGAAAAUGGGGAGCCUUAGGAAACUGAAACAAAUUAGGAGCACCUGAUGAUGCCACAAAUUGAAUAAAAGAAAUUGCCCACUGUCUUUGCAAUUUCUGUCUGCUAUGGAUAAAGACUGAAAACUUUGGAAGGAAAAUGUAAAAAUGGGCCCUUUCCCCCUCCAGGACUAAGGCAAAAUGGUUUGCAUAUGAAAAUAUAAUUUUAAAACUGAGAAGAACCUAGGAAAUCACUUAAUCCAACUCCCACUAUUUAAAACUAAGUAAAUAAAGGUCCAUCGAGGGAAAAGGAUUUGCCUGUGGUCAGCCACCUACAAAUGAACAGAACCAGGACAAGAGGCUUUGCCUCCCUAGUUCUGGAUCACUAUUCUCCCCACCACAUCACACUGAUUCAGCCCUUAAACCUGACUGCUCUGAAAAGACUUAAAACAGUUUAUGUUUGUGAAUACAUGUACCUCACAAGAGCAAGACCUGAAAUGGGUUUGGAAGUGUCCAUGAAAUGUCAUGAAAUCAACAGCUGUCCCAGGGAAAGGACCAGAUAUGACAGAAGGCUGUGUACACUGGAGCUAGUUAGGUACUAUUGAUUCCAAGUCUCCAGCUGGAGGCAGUUAUCCUCUGGAUCCAAAGGCCUUGUUUGCAGGGAAGUAUGGGGCAGCUCCACGAAGCCAGCCAGGCUGGGGCAAAGCCAAAGAGGGGAAAUGAGGAAAGGAAGGCAAAUUGGGGAAGUUUUAUCUUUUAAAGGGGCAUUUGCAACUGAAUGGUUGUCAUGUGAUGAUUUUUAGACAAAGCACCACCUCUAACCCAUCCCCACCUUGACUUAGGGCCUUUAGCACAAAAUUAUGCUUAGAUUAUUUGCCUGAGAAUCCCUAAGGCAAUAGAAACAGUGCUCUGAAAAGACUUUUCUCAGAUUUUUUAAAGGGCAAUUUCUAGCAAAUUUUUGGUUUGGGUGUUUUGGUUGCUGGUUUUGUUUGGUUUUGUUUUUUUAAUAUGUGAAAAGAUCUUUUCAAAACUUUUGUGCCUUCUAGAUUUGGAGGCAAACUAAAUUUCAGGUGGAAAUUCUAUUCACCCAUAUCAAAUUGUCUCCUUAAAGUCAAAGAAAACCAGCAAUGAGCUCUCUGUGUUCCUGAAGGUAAAAACAGAGCUUUAAGAAAGGCAAUGUCUAUAUAGAAACAGUGACAGUGAUUCUCAAAGUGGACCAUUCACAAAAUGUCCUGCCACACUGGAAGAAAUCAGCCUUCUCUCUUUUUUCAUAAAUUAUCAAAGAAGGUUAAAACUGGAAGGGACCUGAAAUGCUAUCUAGAAAACCUCCUCGUUGGACAAAAGAGAAAACUGAAGCUCAAAGACAGGAUACGCUUUGUACAUAGUAAUCACUUAAUAAAUAUUGAAUUAAAGUGACCCAACUAAUAUUACACAGUCCUAACGGGGUUAGGACUAGAUUCUAAGAAUACAGCUGACUCUUCAUCUAAUGUUCUUUCCAUUACACCACUGCUCAUUUAGAUAUGAUAAAGAAGGCUGUGGAGGGGAGGGUGUUAAAUAAACAUAAGUAUUUUAAAAGUU